AUGAAUCGCUCGGCAGGCUCAGUCGCCCUGCCCCGUGUGGAUCCUCCCCACCCCGCAGCAUCGUCGCCAUCGGCGGUGGCAGCGGCCUCCCAUCCGAUUGCCAUCGACCUCGUCGGCUUUCAACGCGCCAAGCCGAGCCAUACUUCGCACACCGGAUUGCCAACCCCAUCUUCAUUACCUGCUCAGCCAGUCCGCUCGCACCAGUGUGCUGUUCAGCCGCCACAGCUUCCCCCAUAUCGUCCCUCGGACUCGGGCGGGUCGGUCCAGCCUCAGGUUAUCGCGGUGGAUGCCCGAUCACGCUCUCGCUCGCGCUCUCGCCCUCGCGCCGCCGUCACCGCCGCCGCCACUGCCACCACUGCCACCACUGCCGACGACAAUGUGACUCGGCGCAACGGUGCAGCCGCACGGCCCGCCGCGCCGACGACCCCACCGAGUUCUUCGGAUGAAUCGACGAUCGACGACGAUCUGGCCAGCUUACCAGGUGCCUUGUUCGUGAUGGAAGAUCUUGAACUAGCCUCGACGUCAUCGUCGUCAUCGUCUUCAAUGCCGCACCCACUCGACCGAGCUCAGCCGUCGCCUGCAGCUCCUCCGAGUUCAGGCAGUCCAGGAGCUCGAGCCGCCCCGGUGACGAUGGCGCCUCGCACGUUUGGUUGGGCCCCUAAUGGUCCUGCUGCGACAUAUGAACGACUCACGGGUCCAGAUCGCUCGUCGGGGUCAGUUCUCUGAAACGUGGUCUCCGUGGGAAGGGAGUGGCGCCUCGCUUGCUUCCCACGGCUCGUCCCCGCGUGAAAACUGACCCAGGCUUAUAACUCGGACACAGCUCGACGACACGAGUCUCGGCCGAUGCAACCUCGCCCCCAGCCACGUCGUCGUCCACGUUGUCGUCAUCUUACCCUUACCCAAGUCCUCGAUCGGCUCCGACACCAUCGGCCUUUUCGUCCAACAUCGUUAUCCGACGCACCCAUCGAGCUCGCUACAGCCAACACGUCGAGCCGGCCCCUGCCUCGAUGCAAGUCCAAGUCACUCCUAGCCGAGGCAGGCACCCUGCGGCGAUCCCCUUGGCCACCUCGGAUGUCGCAUCCCGGCCGGCUACACCCUCGAUCUCGGUUAAACGUGCCUAUGACGAGGUGUCCCCGACGACGGGCUCGACACCUCCUGCGAUGCCCGUGGAUGCCGAGAUGCACGACGCCGACGACGACAGUGCCGCGCCCGGACGCUCGCCGUCCCCCUUUUCCGGCUCGGACGACUCGGCCAACAUGGCUCCGCUGCCUGCCUGGCACACGUGCGAAAGUCAGCGCGCCAGCGUUAGUGGGCGCUCGUCGACGUUCAGCCUCGACUCGAGUCGGACUGGUCGCAACAGUCCAGCGACGCUCAGGAGGCGAUCACCAAUUUCGGCCUCGAUCAGUUCGGUACGCCCGGCGUCGACGGUCACAUCGGGUCAUGCUUACCUGGAUCCGUACGAUGAGGUGGGAUUGGAUCGAUUGGGAAUCUCGCGGGAUCGAUCGAAGCGCCGUCGUUCGGCGACAAUCCCCCACUCGGAAGGGUCCGAGCGCUCGAGUCCUUCGACCUCCACGGCUCCGGCCACCUCAGGGACAGCAGGUACGACAUUCGCCCCCGCCUUGGGCCGUUAUGUGCCACGGCCGAUCCCCAUCGACCCCGUUCUAGUCGCCGAGCCGUGGCCCGCACCACCCAGCUUGAACGUGCGCGGAGCUGCGGCUGCAUCGCCAGCCUCCUCAACUUUGGCAUCGUCGUCCAGCCAGACGAUGUCGUUCCGAGAAGAGCUCGAGUCGCAAUUCUCGAACUUACGGCCCUCGGUGACGCUGAGCAUGCCCAGCAGUACCAUCCCUACAAUCGCAGCAAGAACUCCUGCGACAGACGCAAGUUCUUCGGAGCCAUCGUCACGACGCUCGGUCGGUGGCUUCACUCGAUUCUGGCAAGCCGGCAACCCUACUGGUCCCAUCUCGUCGAAUGCGUCGGCGAUGGCAACGAGUUCGGCGGUCACCAUACCCGUGACGGCUGGAGCUCGCGACUGGUCAACGACGCCACCGAUGUUGUCUCUGCGCACACGAGCUGCAAGGUCAUCGACCUUUCCUCAGACUUUGCCUUCGUCCACCGCGCCGAGCCAGGUCAUGGAUUAUCGAUGGAUGGUCGACGGCUUGUCUUCUACGCGUGCCCACGUCGCAGACUCGCCGGACUCGACGACGACCAAUGCUCGAGAGGUGCUGCAACGAGCGACGGAGCGCCUCGAACGAGCCGAAGCGACCAUGUCCCGCGUGUUGGGUGCGACGACGCCAUCGACCCUCGAAGAACGAAUCCUCGCACGUCGGCAGUCGCGCCUCAACUUCCACCUCAGCCCUCCGGCUGGCACCGAAUCGUCGGGGGAGGACACCGAGAUGAAUCUCAAUCAAACGACGAGGGCGGCAUCGGAAGGGAUCUGGGCAUCGAGUCCGUCUGAUGGGGAAGGUAGCUCGUCCGGUGGAGGUAGUACGACGGCACCCGCAUCGGCGAACCCGCCGACGACCACGACCUCGAGGACGCGAUACUUUUUGACGAAUCUUCGAGCGAGACGACCAAGAUUGGCGCGCAACUCGACAGGUGUGCCUUCGCCCGAGGUCAUGUCGAGCGAAAGGGAAAGGAGUGGGUGGCUCGACGAUUUACACGACGAGGGAGCCGUGUCGACGUCCCAAGUAUCGGUCGUCGCGCCUGCCCUGUGGGGUGAGGAGCAGUCGCAAUCACCACAGCGUCUUGAUGUUGCCCAUGCUGGUGCGAUUGAUUCCGCUCCAUCAUCAAUGGCGCCGAGGCGGAUGCGAGGCCCGACCGAACGAGCGAACGAGCGCUGGCGACUAGGUCAAGCCCCCGUCACGGCCCAAACGACGACGACGAACGUGACCGCUAGUGCCACCGGGUUAAACACUCCUUCCCUUGUCAGGGAAUCGUCGUACCGACUGGGCCCCCGUUCCUCCACGACGCAUACUCUGGGUCAACGGGCCGCCGUCGCUACCGAGGGGCCGACGAGAACCUUGCCAUGGCGUAGCAUGGAUUUCCGUUCCACUACGACCGCGCCUCGCACGACGGAGAAUGGGACCAGUGGGGGUGAUCUUGCGAGCGAGAUCCGUCGACGCUACAACACCCUUCGAGAAGCCGACUCGACGAUCCCAACUCCUGUUCGACGGCCAGUCGACCCCGAAGUCACGCCUUGGGAGGACGCGAGAUCGAGCGAUCUUUCUGAGGAUUCUACCGUCAGUGGCGGAUCGACCUUGCCUCGACCCGAGCGAGUGGCCCCCUUCGCAUUGACGCCUCGCUUGGCGCCGCCGCGAUAUCGACCUGCGCGAGGUCUCGACCUGUCAUCGAUGACCCCAUCGCUCGACUCGGGCAACGAUUCGAGGGAAGUUGAAGCGCUCGAAGCUCGUGCGGCUGCAGCUCUGCGACCCUCUGCGCUGCCUCCGAUGUUAUCCAGCGGAAGUAGGGGUCGACGACCGACCCAUGGCUCGAACGAAACACGCCCUGAUGAUUUGCCUCGCUUCGAUCCGUUUGGCUCGGACGCGGUCGAUAUUGCGACCGGUUCUCGCUCGAAUCGACCCGCGCUUUUGGCUGCGAUGCGAGCGUCGAGCCAACUUGCACAGGGGACGAUUGCGCAUCGCUCGAGGACGAGUCUAGCCGAAGCGUUGACGCGCUACGAUGCGGCUCGACUUGCUGACGAGAGGGAGCAGGAUGAUCUGCGGCAACGACGAGCCGAAGAGGGCGCAAUCGAUGAUACCGCGCGGCGCUACGUCAUCGAGGAGACUGAAUGGGAACGCGAAGACGACGACGAUGACGACCCAGGUAGCGAUGUCGAUAUGGAGCUUUGGCGUCCUGAUGUGCGAAGGACGUUCGGUGAGGAGGUUGCGGCGGGUCGAAGUCGUUGGGUUCGUGCUGAGAUGGAGGCCAGUGCCGAGAGUGAGCAACGGGCGCGCCAGGCGCAGGAGAGGAUGCGGUCAAGGUCCGAGGCGUUGGCCGCGUUAAGGAGAGACCGCGGGCAGAUGCGCCAUUUGAUGGGGAACUUGACCGCUCCUCUAACGAGUGGGCUCUCGGGUCCUAGCAUCACCAGAACGACCACGACCACAACCACGACUUCGGCUUCACCCCCGACUUCGACGACGACCGUCAACACCGCCAGCGUUGGUGCUGCUCGUGACGCCGGAGAUCAAGCGACACCUCGAUCUCCUGGCACGCGCCGACGUGGCCUGAGUGACUUUUUCAGAGGUGUCGGCGCGACGGCCCAUUUUGGUACGAGCCUGUUCGAUGAUGACUCGCUACUCGCCUUCUUUGGCCGCGACUCGGUCGCUCUCGAUCCACGAAACUACUUGGUCAGUCAGCUUCGAACUAUCUUGGCACUUGGGCUCUCGGUCAACUCAUCUGGAUUCUUGAUACUGAGCUACAGGCGGACGACCUCUUUGACUCGUCGUAUGAUGCCUUGCUCCGCCUUUCUGAACAACUCGGCGACGUGGUCAAGCCCAAGGGUGUCCCGGAAGACAAGCUCGCCGCGUUGAGGACGUUCAAGUACAAGGCCUGGCCGAUACCGGAGCGUAGGGACGCUUCGAACUCACCUUCGAUGACCACGACUAUAUCCACUGUCCCUGUUGCCUCGACAAGUACUUCACGUCCGUUUGGAUCGACAAUGGUCGAUCCAGUGAUCGUCCCUGCGUUGGCGCGCAAAGGUCUAGAGAAGGAGGAGCGCUGCUCGGUCUGCUUGAUGGUCAGUAGUUUUUGAUUUUCUUAUUUGGAGCAUUGGGCUGCGUACUGAAGAACUUUAGUUAUAUCUGACGUCAGGAUUACGAUGACGACGAUGAGUGCAUGCUCGGCAUGUGCGCGCAUGGGUUCCAUCGCGAGUGCUUGCUGGUCAGUGUUCCCUCCAGCUUCGUUUUUAACUACUGCGGAGGCUGACACUCAUCAUCUGUUACACCUCUGCCCUUGUAGGCCUGGCUCAAAGAGCACGGUACAUGCCCGUAA
Microbotryum saponariae is the source of this 4989-nucleotide messenger RNA. NCBI's taxonomy places the organism in Eukaryota, Fungi, Basidiomycota, Microbotryomycetes, Microbotryales, Microbotryaceae. The record is from the annotation of a GenBank genome assembly.